Aspergillus aculeatus ATCC 16872 is the source of this 510-nucleotide messenger RNA. RefSeq lists its product as uncharacterized. NCBI's taxonomy places the organism in Eukaryota, Fungi, Ascomycota, Eurotiomycetes, Eurotiales, Aspergillaceae. The coding region runs from base 1 to 510 and encodes 169 amino acids. The transcript has a single exon. The record is from RefSeq and is a predicted model, not a curated record.
AUGCAAGCCGCAGUCAACUGGCCUCAGAAGUACCACCCGGGUACAACCGACAACUUCGUCUCCAACGAGGUCUACGUUCCCGGCACCACCGUCGAGCGCGUCUGGGACUACCUAGCCACCAUCACCAAAUGGGAGUCCUACUACGAUAACGUGGGCCAGAUCUCCCCGCCAAGCUCCGGCCCUGUGCUGCACGAAGGGGACAAGUUCUCGUUCUCCACUUUCGGAUUCCCCCCGCUCCAGGCCGAAGUGCACGAGUCGGUGCCGCCGACAGACAACAAGCCGGGAAGACUCGCGUGGCGCGCCUGGCAGGAGGGCGACGAGGACACCGCGCUGGAUAUCUACCAUGCGUGGAUCGUGGAGAAGACCGAAUGGGGGGUGGUUCGCAUCCUGACGCAGGAGUCGCAGAUCGGGAAGCCCGCCGCGCAGCUGGCGACGCAGAAGCCGAAUCCGAUGUUGAACGGGCACCAGGCGUGGUUGGAUGGGUUGGCGGAGAUUGCGCGGUCGGGUUGA